GCUUUACGGCCGGCCCGAGCGGUUUGCGGUAGGGAGACGGAGGUGCGGUGCAAGGCUUUUGGGCGCGGUUCGAGUUGAGCGCGACUCGCGUCCCGAGCCGGCCACUUGCAGGGCCCGCGUCAUGGAGCCAGAACAGCUGCUGGAGGGACAGACACCGGUUUCAGAAAAUCCUCACUCUGAGUAUGGCCUCACAGAAAACGUCGAGCGAAUAGUGGAAAAUGAGAAGAUUAAUGCAGAAAAGUCAUCAAAACAGAAGGUGGACCUUCAGUCAUUGCCAACUCGUGCCUACUUGGAUCAGACAGUUGUACCUAUUUUAUUACAGGGACUUGCUGUCCUUGCAAAAGAAAGACCUCCAAAUCCCAUUGAAUUUCUAGCAUCGUAUCUUUUAAAAAACAAGUCACAAUUUGAGGAUCGAAACUAAUUUCGGGAAAAGAAUAAAAGAAUUUGGUUGUUACUGUAGAUAUAUAUGAUUAAGAGGCAGUUUAUAUUGCCAUGAUUCCUUUUUUUUUCUUUUGAAAAUAUAUAAAUCUUCAGGACCACAGAUCUUGUUUCAGUAACUCCAGAAGGGAACAUACUUCCCUUAUUCUUUAUUUAAUGAACAUACUUAUUUAAUGAGCAUAUUCUUUGUUUUUAUUUUUUCACAUUGUCUUAAAAUCAACCUUCAGAAUAAAUUGCUAAAAAUUUGAUUAUUGGAAAGCAGUUUUUAUUGAGGAUAUUUGUGUAUUGUUUGGGUAUUGCUUCAUAGGUAGCACUGAUCCUAUUUCUGAUCAUUUUUGCAUCAUAAUUUCCUUUUGGCUACAUUUUAUAAUGUAUUGAUUUACAGCACAAUGAAAAUAUAGCACAGAGGAAGGAUACUAUCAAAGCUUGAGUAUUUAAAAAGGUAUACAGUUUGUCAUUCCUACCUAACUCACUAUCUUGCCUUAACCUGGCUGUCUCCAAAUAGGUACUUCAUAGCCAAUUAAAAAGUAGCAUUGUUCUUUAGUUGCUUCCCUAAGCAAUCAUGUGGCACCCAAGGCUCUGAUGCAUUUGCUUGUUCUGCUUUUUGUGGAGAUGUUGAGGUAACCCAUCAACCCAGGGAAAGAGAUUUUAUGGAUAUUCUUUGGAGAAAAUGGUUUUAAGAUAGACAAGGAAAAAGUUACACUCUUUUAAAAGAAAAUCCACGAGUUUCAUGUCUCCAACUAAAAGUAUUAAAAAGUUUUUGCAGAAAUAAAAAAAGGCAGGAAAUGGCAUAACAGAACUAGGUCUACUAAAGAAAAGUAGUACUGAUAUGCAUCUGUCAAACUUGUUUUUAUGUAAGUAAGAGAAAUCUGGAAAUAUUGGUUUUUGUCAUUUCCGCAGUUGUAACAUCAUGUAGUAGGAGUCAGAAUACUUGGGCUCAUUACUAGUCUUUCAGCUACUUCAUCUCUAAGAUGGAGAUAAUAUUUAAAUACCUCACAGGGUUAUUACAAAUGUAAGAACAUACAUAUAACACUUCUGGAGACUGCAAAGUGCUUUAUAAUCUUAAGGUGCUAUUAUUUCCAAAUGGGUUAGAUUGUGAAUCCUUGAGAGCAGAGGAAUGGUGUUAUCUUUGCAUACACAGUGCCCGGUGUAUAGGUACUUAAUAAAAUGUUUGAAGAAAUCA
Molecule: messenger RNA, 1621 nt
Organism: Dromiciops gliroides (monito del monte)
Lineage: Eukaryota; Metazoa; Chordata; Mammalia; Microbiotheria; Microbiotheriidae
Gene: DPY30
Product: dpy-30 histone methyltransferase complex regulatory subunit
Exons: 5
Coding region: 122-421 (99 amino acids)
Cellular component (GO): Set1C/COMPASS complex
Source: RefSeq, a predicted model, not a curated record